CCCACUGACGGUGUUCGUUAGCAAGGUGCUGUUGUUACAUUAGCUGGAAAAAUAUCCACAGAGAACUUGUCUCCUAAAAUGGACACAAGUCAGUCAUGGAAAUUAAAACGCUAUGGACGUUACGCUCCUGGCUCUACAAGCGGAAAACCGUGGAAGGUAUUUGAGGCAAAUGGCAAUAAACCAGAAAUCUUCCUCACCAUUGUGGAACCUGGAUACUUGCUGGUAGUGCAAGGACAGGAAAGCUUGGAUACAGUCCCUUUGCUCUGUGGAUCCAGUUCGCUGAAAGUACACCAGAAAUCUGACGAACUGAUGUUUCGACUUAUUGUGAAGGGGGAGAGCCGCAUGAUGAGGAUGCAGUUUGAUGGAAGUAACAGGGCAGAGGCAAUAAAGGAGUGUUCAAGAGCUGUAGAAAAACUGAUGGAGCACCUUCCUGUCACCGCUCAGGAUGACACCCCAUUGCCCCCUAAUCAGUCGCCCGCUGAGGUCCCUGCACCAGUGACACAGACUUGGCAGGAAAAGGCUGGGAGAGCUGAGCCUGAGGUUGUCCAAGGAUCAUUGUCCAUCGAGCACCUCGCUCAGCACUUCUUGGGAGAGACUGCUUUGACUCUGCCUCAAGUAUAUCACCACAGUUUUUUGGAACAAGGGGACUUGGAGCCCAUCCUGCGUGUUUGUCUGCUGGAUCCCAGCUUUCCUGCAUUUGUGGAGAAGGUGGAGGGGGAGCUGAGGAAACUGCUUCCAGAGUGAAGAA
This is a messenger RNA of Epinephelus fuscoguttatus (brown-marbled grouper), 748 nucleotides long. RefSeq names its product REC114 meiotic recombination protein (gene rec114). The record is from RefSeq and is a predicted model, not a curated record. NCBI's taxonomy places the organism in Eukaryota, Metazoa, Chordata, Actinopteri, Perciformes, Serranidae. The transcript is spliced from 6 exons. The coding region runs from base 79 to 744 and encodes 221 amino acids.